UGAUCCUCCGACGCCCAGCCCUGAACCUCACUUUGCCGCAGGGAGGCACUGAACAGAGAAACUGCCUUGUAACAGGUGCCGCCCCUCUCUCUACUCCCUCUCUUAUAUCAAGAGGGGAAGAACACGGAACUACCUCUACCCGAUCUGGUCCCCGUACGCCUACUACCUUUACUGUUACAAAUACCGGCUCACCCUCCGGGAGAAGAUGCUGCCUUGGUGUUAUAAAAGCAUCACCUAUAAGGAAGAGGAGGACUUGACUCUCCGGCCCCGUUGCUGCCUCCAGUGCUCCUGAGUCCCUCGCAGGUCUCCAGGGGGGCAGACGCACCGAGCAGGGAGAAGACCACGACCAGCUUAAAGAACUGUACUCAGCUGGGAACCUGACGGUGCUGACGACUGACCCCCUGCUCCACCAGGACCCAGUACAAUUAGACUUCCACUUCCGCCUCACCCCCCAGACCUCUGCCCACUGGCACGGCCUUCUUUGUGACCAUCGACUCUUCCUGGAUAUCCCAUAUCGGGCCUUGGAUCAAGGCAACAGAGAGAGUCUGACGGCAACCCUGGAGUACGUGGAGGAGAAGACCAAUGUGGACUCCGUGUUUGUGAACUUCCCCAACAAUCGUAACGACAGAGGAGCCCUGUUGCGGGCCUUCAGCUACAUGGGCUUUGAGUUGGUCAGACCAGACCACCCCGCCCUCCCUCGCUGGGACAAGGUCAUCUUUAUGGUGUAUCCCCUGGAGAGGGACCUUGGCCACCUGCCCGGCGGGCCUCCCUAACAUGCUUACUCCAGCGAUAUGAGGGGCUGGAGCCCUGCCAUGGGAACCAGGGGCCUGGGAUGUGAUUCUGGACAUCCCAUCCAUCCUAGGAAUAAAGACUAGUGCAAGCA
Messenger RNA from Oryctolagus cuniculus (rabbit), 883 nucleotides. RefSeq names its product ornithine decarboxylase antizyme 3 (gene OAZ3). Gene Ontology annotation, cellular component: cytoplasm; nucleus. Gene Ontology annotation, biological process: positive regulation of protein catabolic process. Gene Ontology annotation, molecular function: ornithine decarboxylase inhibitor activity. Lineage: Eukaryota; Metazoa; Chordata; Mammalia; Lagomorpha; Leporidae. The record is from RefSeq and is marked reviewed.